CACCGGGAUUGGGCACAGGAACCGGGCACCGGGACCGUGCAGUGCGAUCGGGAAUCGUGACUGGGACCGGGAUCGGGAGCCGGGAUCGCCACUGGAAUGGAGCACCGGGACCGGGACCAGCUCUGGGAACGAGGACCAGGAUCGCUCACUGGGAGCGGGAACCGGAGCGGGAUCGGGCACCGUGACAGGGAGCGGGACCCGGCACCGGCGCUGGGACCCGGCACUGAGAUCGAGCAGCGGCACCGGGGCCGGGUGCCGGGGGCGGCGGCGGUACCGAGCCCCGGAACCACACGCCAGGAGCGGCCCCGGCCCGGCCCGGCCCCGCACGGAGCAGCCGCGCUCCCGCCGAGCCCGCCCGGCUCUUCCGGCGGCGCCGGGAGGAGGAGGAGGAGCCGCGCGGGGAAGGUCACCGGGAGCGACACCGGCAGCGGCACCGGGACCAUGCUGCGGCCCAGACCGGCCGCGCUCGUUCCGCUGAUGAGGGCGUCGGGGGGCGGCCACCGGUGCCGGGAGCCCUGGGGCGGGGCGCGGGUCCCGUCGCUCUGCUCCGCGCCGCCCCCGCAGCCGGUGAUCGCCGCCAAGGAGCCGUUCCCGGUGGAGCUGCAGGCGGGGAAGACCUACGGCUGGUGCUCCUGCGGGCACAGCAAGCGCCAGGUCGGGCCGGGGGGCCUGGAGGAACCGGGAGGGUCCGGGAGAAGCGGGGUGCCCGGGAUAAGCGGGGUGUCCGGGAGAACCGGGGGGCCCGGGAGAACCGGGUGAGUCCCGGAGAAUCGGGGG
Molecule: messenger RNA, 777 nt
Organism: Pyrgilauda ruficollis (rufous-necked snowfinch)
Lineage: Eukaryota; Metazoa; Chordata; Aves; Passeriformes; Passeridae
Product: collagen alpha-2(I) chain-like
Exons: 1
Coding region: 97-759 (220 amino acids)
Source: RefSeq, a predicted model, not a curated record